Porites lobata is the source of this 231-nucleotide messenger RNA. The record is from the annotation of a GenBank genome assembly. Lineage: Eukaryota; Metazoa; Cnidaria; Anthozoa; Scleractinia; Poritidae.
AUGACUGUUGUAUCUUUACUGACGUGGCUACCAUAUGUUGUUACCACGUUUGUAAAAUUCACAACUAAUAGUUUUAAGUCAAUUUCUUAUCAAAAAGAGUUACGUUUGAAUCUCGCUUUGAUUGUUUUGUUCAACGCAAACUCUCUUGUUAAUCCCAUAUUAUACGCUAUCAGAAUGCCAGAUUUUAGAAGAGCUCUGCUCUCUUUAUUUAGGCGUCAACAAAACCAAAUG